AUGUGUUACGCAUUUGUGAAUUUAAUCUGUGCGUUGCAUUCAUUGUUAAAAGUACCGAAUUGGAGACCGCGGUUCCGUUAUUAUCAUUGGUCCUUAUCAUUAACCGGUGCAGCUCUGUGUUUCUUCAUAAUGUUCGCAUCACAUUGGCAGUAUGCAGUAUUUUCAAUCAUUUUGACUUUUGUUAUCUACAAGUAUGUGGAAUGGAAAGGGGCUAAGAAAGAAUGGGGUGAUGGAAUACGAGGUUUGGCUCUGUCAACAGCACAGUACAGUUUGCUGAAGGUUGAGGACAAGGAUCCACAUCCGAAAAACUGGCGGCCACAAUUGCUUGUUUUGGUGUAUGAUUCUUUCUGGUCCAAUAGUGUCAUGGACAAAUGGAAUGUUAAUUUAAUUAAUUUGGCUGGACAGUUAAAAGCAGGACGCGGACUGGCUAUUGUGGUGGCCCUUAUAAAAGGUUCUAGCUGGAACUGUGGUGAUCGACAAAAAGCUGAAGAGAUGAAAGAGAGGAUCCAACACGAGAUGCUGCGCGUUCAUUUGCGUGGUUUUGGCAAAACGUUACUUUUUGACGAAAAUCAGAUGCAUGGAUGCUUUGCGACGUUAUUUCAAAGUAUCGGUAUUGGUGGUCUGAAGCCGAACACUGUCUUAAUGAAUUGGCCUAAAAUAGAAGAGGAAAACGCAGUCUUUGCUGUAGAAUUGGUCGAAGCUGUAGCGAAUGAUGAAUGCAUUAUGCUAGCCAAAGGUAUAACAGAAUUCCCAUCAUCAUCUAGCGAUCGCCUAACUGGUUAUAUUGAUAUAUGGUGGAUUUUACUUGAUGGUGAUCUCCUUAUGCUGACUGCAUUCCUUCUCAAACAACAUAAAAUAUGGCGGGGCUGUAAAUUGAGAAUUUUUGCAAUCGCUGAAAUACCGGGAAAAAAUGUUGAAUUAAAAGCAAUGCUGCAAAAAUACAUUUACAUGUUGCGUAUCGAUGCAACAGUUUUUAUAGUAGACGACAAUGUGGAUCACGGAAAUGAACCUGAAACUUCGAGUGGACUGAUUCAUAGUGCUGAUGCACUCAUGAUUACCACCAAGGAAAAAAAAAAUGACCACAAAAGCAAAAAAAUAAUUAGAGGUGCUGCUAGUGAAAAUAAUGAAAUGCAAGCAGAAACAACUUUUAUUCCGAAUGGUUUAUCUUCAUUUUCAAAAGACUACUUAUCGGUUUACAAUCAAAGAGAAAUCGAAUUUCAUAACGAUGAAAAUUGGAAGGGUACUUUGGAAACAAUAAAACGUUUCAACGAGGUUAUCGUGGGAAAUUCGAAAGAUUCACAGUUGGUCCUUCUUAGUCUUCCUCGUCCACCAGUAAAUAAAGAAAAAAUAUUGUCGCACUAUAUGCGUUACAUCAGUACACUCACUCUGAAUCUUCAACGAGUUUUAUUCAUCGGUGGAAGUGGUAAAGAAGUUGUCACAAUCAAUUCUUGA
Messenger RNA from Brugia pahangi, 1452 nucleotides. NCBI's taxonomy places the organism in Eukaryota, Metazoa, Nematoda, Chromadorea, Rhabditida, Onchocercidae. The record is from the annotation of a GenBank genome assembly.